UACAAUGGAAAAUAAAUAUACACUACUUUUCAAAUGUUUGUUUUUAAUACUAAUACUUUUAUUCAGCAAGGAUGCAUUAAACUGAUCAAAAGUGACAGUAAAGACAUUUAUAAUGUCUAUAAUGAAAAAGAUUUGUAUUUCAAAUAAGAAAACUUCUUCAAGCUUUCUGUGAAUCUGCAUCACAGUUUCUACACUUCAUUACCAGCACAACUAUUUUCAACUACUACUAAUAAGAAAGGUUUCAUGAGAGUGAUUUCACACUUGUAGUUCGGUUCUCUUGGGUUUUUUUGGUCCGGACAAAAAAAAAAAAAAAAAAUAAUAAUACAUUUAGGUCUGGCUCGCUUAGUGUCAUUUUUAAGACCAAACCUCAAGAUACAAAACAAAAGAAAAAAGUAUUGUGCGACAGAACUUAAAGGGGACAUAUCAUGAAAAUCAGACUUUUUCCGUGUUUAAGUGCUAUAAUCGGGUCCUGGUGCAUCUACCAACCCAGAAAACGUGAGAAAGGACAACCCAGUAACUUUGUUUUGGCAAGCCUUUCUCUGCAAGCAUGUGAAAAAAUGAGCCGCUCAGAUUCCGCUCCCCUAGUGACAUAGGAAGGGGAUCUUAUUAUAAUAGUACUGCCCCUUAAUCUGCACGUUUCCACCCACGACGCCGCCAUUUUGUUUUAGCAAGCGAAAACGGUGUACCAGUUCUAACGCCAUGGCAAAAGUUUGGCAAACAGGUACGCUAUGUAUAGUGGGCGUCCAUACGGGUUUAGCACAAAAGAUUAACAUGACGGCACAUGCUAGUUGAUGAGCUGAAUCAACUCCACAGCAACUACAUAAAUUUAUCCACUAACCAUUCAGAAAUGUCCAGUUUCAUUCUAAAAGUUGUACCUUCUUCCUGAGUCUCUCCAUCAGUGUCGACUCCGGUUUGAACAAUGUAAGGCUGAACAAAUCCUCAUUUUGGCUGCGUGAGAUUCUCCAGCUUUGUUGUUGUUGAGCGACCGAAGCGUGAGCUGUUAAAGCUCCGCCCUCUUCUGGAAAGGGGGCCGGGAGCAGCAGCUCAUUUGCAUUUAAAGGGACACACACAAAAACGGCGUGUUUUUGCUCACACCCAAAUAGAGUCAAAUUUGACAAGCUAUAAUAAAUGAUCUGUGGGGUAUUUUGAGCUGAAACUUCACAGACACAUUCUGGGGACACCAAAGACUUAUAUUACAUCUUGUGAAAGGGGCAUUAUAGGUUCCCUUUAAAAGCAACUGAAAACGUAGUUAAGUUAGUAGUGUCAAUAUUUGUAGUUAGCAACUCCCCAACACUGUCAGUCCCUUACCAUAACCGCCAGUUUCAACACACUACUAACUAACUUAACCAGGCCCCACCCCUUUAUUCUGCAUAUGAAUUAUUUAAAUGAGGAAUAUUGUGAAGAAAACUCAAGACUACAAUGGAGGCGUUUCAGGGAGUUCAGAAACCCUGACACUGAUAUAGAGAAGAACUCCCACUGGAGGGACUUUGGAACUUUGCAGAGCUUUUGUCAUGCUCAAACAGCAACAUUUAGAUAGAUAGAUAGAUAGAUAGAUAGAUCUUCUGAUAGCAUCUUUUGAUCAAAUCAAAUCAAUUUGAGCAAAAGCAACUGAAAAUAAGUUGUAAAACUCUGUCUUUCCUGUAGAUCACUGUGAGAAUAAGAGAGAAAAGAGAAAAUCACGUCAUCAUCUUCAGGAUCUCCAUGGAUCUUCUGGUCCGGGUUCAGCAGUCGAACGGCUCCAAGCCCGCGGGCUGCGGCUCCGGUCUGGAUCAAGCGUACUGGCCACUGUGUGACACGUGGGGCAUCGUGGUUCAGGCCAUGGCCGCGCUGGGCUUCGUGAGCUGUGUGGUUCUGAUGCUGGCUCUGCUACUGUGGUCGGCGUGUGCGUCCUGCCGUCGGUCCGGUGUGCUGGCGGCGCUGCUGCUGUUCCUGCUCGCCACGGCCGGCAUAUUCGCUCUUCCGUACUCCUUCAUCAUCUCUCUCUCCCCGCAGACGUGCCCGGUGCGGGUGUUUGCGUUCAGCGUGUUGUUCAGCGUGGCGUUCGGCGCUCUGUUGGUGCGCAGUCUGGCCCUUCUGGGUGCAGCGCUGGUGCGCGGGUGGAGGCAGGUGUGCAUGACCGCGGUGCUCACGCUGGUGCAGGUGAUCAUAGCGGCAGAGUGGCUGCUAGUCGUGCUGGUGCAGGACAAGAGGACGUGCCAUUUCUCACAGCCAGAGUUUGCCAUGCUGCAGAUUUACGUGAUGGUCCUACUAGCCGCGGCGCUGAUGCUAGCGUUGCACCUCCUCCGGCGCACGUGCGUCACCUACAGCUACAGCUACAGUGGACAGACGCAUCGGCAGGACAAACUGCAGGCCGGGCUGCUCGUCCUUACGCUGCUGCUGAGCGUCUGUGUCUGGAUCGUCUGGAUCACGCUCCUCACCUACGGGAACCGCGCCAUGGGGCGCAGCCCCAUUUGGGACGAUCCCGUGAUCAGCGUCGCACUGACCGCUAAUGGUUGGGUGCUGCUGCUGGGACAUGGCUUCACUCAGGUCCACUUCAUGUGCAAGAGCGAAGCCCGUAUGAAAGACCCGCCUCUGGACUUCACGGGCUGGACGAGCCCCAGAACGCAACCAGCGGCUCCAGAGGACCCGAAAACAGGCACAGACAACAUCGUCUUCCAGAUGGACACGGACGGGAGAAGAGGUCAAGAUGUGGUGUCGUCUGGAAUCUUCAUGAGUGAAAUCAGUGCUGAAAAAGACUACAGCAUCCCGCGUCCCACGACCACCAACAUCAACGGGCCGUACGACGACUACUACGGGAGCAGAGCUUGACGACUAUAUUAUGACUUUUGUGGUUGAAUUUGCACACUCUUUCCAUC
Molecule: messenger RNA, 2855 nt
Organism: Ctenopharyngodon idella (grass carp)
Lineage: Eukaryota; Metazoa; Chordata; Actinopteri; Cypriniformes; Xenocyprididae
Product: G-protein coupled receptor family C group 5 member B
Exons: 3
Coding region: 1702-2808 (368 amino acids)
Biological process (GO): G protein-coupled receptor signaling pathway
Cellular component (GO): plasma membrane; signaling receptor complex; extracellular exosome
Molecular function (GO): G protein-coupled receptor activity; protein kinase activator activity
Source: RefSeq, a predicted model, not a curated record